AUGGGCGUCAUCCGCUUGACUCGCGCGCUGGUUGAGCGCUAUCCGCUCAUUCUGCGCACCAUCGGACCAAGCAACGAUGCGCCGCUCUUUGACAACCUCUACCUCGAUUUCAACGGAAUCGCGCACAACGCAAGCCAUGGCAAGGACGAUGCUGGGGCCGCCGCCAUCUCCGAGCUCGAGAUGAUGUCUGCCAUGUUCGCUGCGAUUGAUCGCCUCGUCGAGGUUGCUCGCCCACAGAAGCUCGUCUACAUUGCCAUCGACGGUGUUGCGCCGCGGGCAAAGAUGAACCAGCAGCGCCAGCGCCGUCUCAAGACUGCACGCGCAGCAGAGAAGGCGCGCACGGAAGCCAGCGCCAUUGGCGAUCUCACUGGCGCCAAGCCGAUCGAGGAGAUUGAGGCAGAGGCACGCGCUCUGCCGUUCGACGCAAAUUGCAUCACUCCUGGCACAGAGUUUAUGGAUCGCAUGGAGGCGUACUUGAGCUACUACAUCAAGCGCAAAAUCACAGAGAGCCCUCAGUGGAGCUCCCUCCAGGUCAUCCUCUCGGGCCAUCGAACGCCCGGUGAAGGCGAGCACAAGAUUGUUGACUGGAUUCGAGCGCAGAAGUCUCAGCCAGGUUACAAUCCAAACACUCGCCACUGCAUGUACGGAUUGGACGCCGAUUUGAUCAUGCUAUCGCUCGCCAUGCACGAACCGCAUUUUGCCAUUCUGCGCGAGAAGGUGCUCUUCCGCUCAAAGAAGGCCAGCGUGAAUGCUGCUGAUGCGCGAAGUGAAGUGGCCUUCCAGGCGACCGACGAGCUGCAGCUGCUGUACAUUGGGCUGCUGCGCGAGUACUUGGACAUGGAGUUUGGUCUCUCGGCCGGGUUUAAGCGAAGCGACGGACUUCGUCAUGGUCCUCUCGAGAAGCUGAUGGAGCAGCAACAGAAGGCCGCCACCCCAGCGCUCACGUCACAGUCGGUCUCGGCUUGGAACCUCGAGCGCACCAUUGACGACUUUAUCUUUUUGUGCUUUAUCAUCGGAAACGACUUUUUGCCGCACAUGCCUGGCUUUGACAUUGAUUCGGGCGGUCUGGAUUUUGCAUUCGAGGCUUACCGCCAGGUGCGCAACUCGCUCAACGACUACCUCGUCAAUGCCAGCACGGUUGUUGUCAACAUUGCCUUCUUGGAGCAGCUGUUUGCCCAUCUCUCUCGCCGUGAGCGCCAGUUGUUCGACGCGCAUGCGACGCGUGCGACCAAGCCUGCCAAGCCCUCUACCACCGAGCCGGAGACGACUGACACAGCCCCUUCUGCGAGUGCCGAGUUUGUGGAUCCUGCGAUCGUGAGCUUGUCGGCAUCGUUUGCAGAAAUGGCUUCCCGCCCCGGUCAAGCGCAAGCCCCAGGGGAGCAGCAGCAGCAGCCACAGCAACCGCAGCAGCAACAACAGCAACCUGCCCAUCAGCAACAGGUGCCUGGUCCCCAGCCGCCCUUCCCCCAACCCAUGCAAGGACUGCCACCUGUUGUGAUGGUGCAGACUCCUCAAGGUGUCAUUCCCAUGGCACAAACGCCCCAAGGUCUUGUUCCCAUGACACCUGCCAUGAUGCAGAUGCACCAGCAGCAGUACUUUAUGAUGCAACAGCAGUAUGCUCAAAUGGCGUACUUGCACCACCAGCAACAACAGCAGCAGCAGCAGCAGCAGCAUCAACAACAACAACAGCAGCAGUCGCAGCAGCCCUCAACCCAGGAAUCCAAGUCUGCUUCGUCUCGUCCUGCCAUGUGGGGAUUGCCAACUUCGGUCAUGAAGCAAGGCGCCAAAUCCGGCGCAGUGUAUUCAGAACCGCCCGCAAAGGCUGCGGCUCAACAGCCCCAGCAGCCUGCUGCCCAGGUCGCGCCGCAAGCUGCUGGCAUCAACCACGCGGCGACUGCAGGCCUGCAAGCCCUGCUCAAGGUCCAGCCAAAGUCUCAGCCGCAACUCUCUCCAACUGCCGCACCUGCUCCAACUGCCGCACCUGCUCCAGCUGCUGCACCUGCUCCAACUGCUGCACCCGCCCCAACUGCUGCACCCGCCCCAACAGACGAAGCCAGCUACAAGAGCUCGUACUAUGCAACCUACUUUGACGACGUUGUUUCAAACACGCCUUCGUUGCGCAAGCUGAUCAAGCACUACCUUGAGGGCUUGGUGUGGGUCUUGCACUACUACACUCAGGGUCUGGCGUCGUGGUCUUGGUACUUCCCGUACCACUUUGCUCCAUUCGCCUCCGACAUGGUCAAUCUGGGAGAGCUGUAUGGCCAAAUUCAUUUUCCCGCCGACAGCCCGCUCAAUCCUUAUGAGCAGCUGCUUGCCGUGCUGCCCCUUGCCAGCGCGCAAUUCCUCCCGGCGCCCCUUCGCCCGCUGAUGACGGGGGCUCUCGCAGAGUUUUACCGAACCGAUCACCGCGUCAUUCCCGACGAAAAAGGGCGCGAGUACAAGGACGUGCUGCUCAUUCCCUUCAUUGAUAUUGAGCGACUGAGAGCAGAGGUGCGCACUGCGCUGGCGAGUGGCAGUCUUACGGCCGAAGAGCGCACCCGCGGCUCGCUGGGUCAGGCACAGCUCUUUGUGCACGCUCCUGGCAAGGGUCUGCACGUACCGUCGCCAGUUCGCAAAUCCGACAGCGGAGACGCCGGCUCCUCCUCCUCCUCCUCCUCCUCCCCGCUGCCGGCGUUUUCUGCCAACGCAAGUGCCCAAGAUUACACGCCGCCUGCUCGCUCGAGCAAGUUCCAGCCCAUCAUUUUGGAAGGAUGCUGGACUGGACUGAUCCCACCACCGGCUGGAUUCCCUUCCAUCCGUGGUCUGGCUCUGUCGCCUGCAUUGCGAGCUGUGGGCGUCACACCGUUCGGCUCGGCGUCCAAAAACGCGUCGAUGGUGUUGGCUGUUCCUGACGGCGACGACGAGACCUUGCAAGCCGCCAUCGCGUCUGCCGACGGUCGGCUGUCAGAAGUCCCCACGCUUGCCCGUGUCAUUACCAAAGCCAAGAUUGCCCAAAGUGCCCGAGCCCUUUUGGGCAGCAUCUGUGCUGUCAACUAUCCUCAUCUCCUGGAAGCUCGUGUGGUUGCAGUGUACGAGCCCGAAGGUGUUCUCCGGCUGUCCAAGAAGGGCCAGAUUGUGCGCUCGGAACUGACUGAGGGCUGGCCUGCCAUGGUCGCGCGGCUCCAGGAGCAGUACUUGAAGACGCAAGGCAUUGACAUCCCCUCCAUGCACUUGAUUGUCGAGGCCGCUCCGUUUGAGGGCAUGCGCCAAACCGUGGACGGCGCUCUGAUCAAAGAGUUUGCCGAAAAAACCGAGCGAUACGCCGUUCAAGUCGUACUGCGUCGUAUUCCGCGCGUGGACGAACGCUUUGUGGAGACGGAGGCACGUCCGGCUAAUGCUCGCUUCACACUGAACUCGCCAGUCCUACUCUUGACUGCCGGGCCGACGUAUGGGCAGCUUGGAAACAUCACCAAGCUUUCUGCUGAUGCACACACCGCCGAUGUCAGCGUCAGUGCUGCCGCCAGUGCCGGCGAUUUGGAUUCGGCCAUGAGCCGCUUGCUGUUGAACACCAAGCAAGAGGAGUACUUUGGUGUCGCCAAUGUCGCUCAGCGAACAGGAGUGUCUGCAUUGGUGCUGUCCCGUUUGUCUGGCAGCAUUACCAUCAAGCUUGACAAGAAGCUCGCCGUGGAUGUCGGCCUCGGCAUCAAGUUCCACCGACGAGCUCUCCAAGUUCAUGGCUACACGCGCCGCGUGGAAGGCUCGAAUGAUGACAGAAGCCGUCGCGGCGGUCCUCAGUGGGAGUACUCGCAGCGUGCCAUCGACUUGGUGAUUGCAUUCAAGGAAGCCUUCCCAGACCUGUUUGCUGCUGUUGAGCGCAAUCCCAACUUGGACGACUAUCCGCUUGAUUUUGUGUUUGGGACGGCUUCUGCCCCCGCUGCCGGCGAUGCAAAUGCAGAGUCAACCGCCGAGACUGUCUCCGCAGAGGCGUCCAGUGACGAGCUCCUCAAGGCCGAUCCCAGCGAAUCUUCAGUGGCGACCGCUCUUUCCAGCAUUGAUCAGCAUGCUCGCUCUCGCCUGAGCCAGCUCCUCUCUUGGCUCCGCGAAUGCCCGGCCGCCAAGCUGCCCCUUAUUUCCUGCGACGCACAUGCAUUGUCUGACGUUGUGGUGUCACUGAUCGAGGGCGAGGCUCAGCGAAUUAACAGCUUGGCUGACAAGAAGCGCGUGAACGUGAAGGGCUUGAGCCACACCGAGAUGCUGAGCCCUUGCGACGUUCCGCUGUCACGCAGCCGAGCCACCGGCGCUGGGCAUACAGUUGUUCGCCCCGGACAUCGCGUCGUGUAUCUCAUGUCGCAUGGAUCUGUUCCUUUCGGCGAGAAGGGUACGGUCAUUUCCGUGCUGGGGGAUUGCGUGGAGGUUGCAUUCGACCGCCCUCUCUUGUCUGGCACGACGCUUCACAAUCGAUGCCAAGACCGUCGCGGUGCCGCCAUUCCGCUGGCUUACCUGCUCAACAUUACCGCGCCCACGCAUGCAGUGCACGCAUCCAACGUGCGCCACGUCGAGGUUGCGGCAUCUCCCCAAGCCGGCAAAGCUGCUGCGGCGGCUUCUCCGAGUGCAGCACGUGCUGGCAAGGGCGGCAAGGGCAAGCAGGCGGCGAACUUUGCCAACGCCUUUGAUCUUCUUGGCAACGAUGAUGCUUGA
Capsaspora owczarzaki ATCC 30864 is the source of this 4677-nucleotide messenger RNA. RefSeq names its product 5'-3' exoribonuclease 2. Lineage: Eukaryota; Filasterea; Ministeriida; Capsasporidae. The transcript has 14 exons. Gene Ontology annotation, molecular function: 5'-3' RNA exonuclease activity; RNA binding. Gene Ontology annotation, biological process: nuclear-transcribed mRNA catabolic process; rRNA catabolic process. The record is from RefSeq and is a predicted model, not a curated record. Bases 1 to 4677 code for a protein of 1558 amino acids. Gene Ontology annotation, cellular component: nucleus.